GGCAGCUGGCUUUCGUUUAGCCUUUUGGAUCUCAUGAUUCCCAUCCCCCAUUCGUAAUUGGAGGUUUAACUUGUAGGUUGGACUGCCACGGGCUCACGUGACCUACACCACUCUACAGACUCUACACCAUCUUACAGUGCGGGAUUUUCACAUUACAUAGUGAAUUACAACGCAGAGGUUACGGUUGCAGGGCAGCGCCGCAGCAGCCAUGGCUAUGGAUUCGAGCUACGGCGAAGAAUUCGCAGUUGGCUGCUUUCUUUCCAUUAAGACCACGUUGGGGGACGAGUUUGAGGGUCAAAUCAUCACCUUCGAUAGGCUUUCCAACAUUCUAGUUCUUCAAGAAGAUUCGAAAAUGGGCCCUCGUCGAAACAUUCGGCUUUUGAAGGCGAACUAUAUUAAAGAAUUCAACCUAAUGGGUCAAGCUGAGGAUCCUCUUGAUCUUAAGAAAUGUUAUCUCGAUCUUGCGAGUCUUCAAGCAAGGGAGGAGGCUGCUAUAAGGCAAGCAGAGAUAGAGGCCGAGAGGAUUGGGAUUGGGGUUACCAGUGAGGCCCAGAGCGUUUUUGAUGCGUUGUCUAAGACGCUUCCAGUUCACUGGGACAAGACCAUCAUUGUGGUGAUGAAUGAAGUUCGCGUUUGCAGUCCGUAUCUCCCUGAAAAUGUAAUUGGCGGAACCCCUGCUGCCAAUGAGCGGGUGAAGAAAGUGCUAGAAUUUGAAAGGAAGAGGUUGCAAGCUCGUGGUCCAAGCCAGUGAUAGUUAUCCUUUCCAUUGUGUAGCUGCUGGGUGAGUGCUGCCAUAUGCUAGGUACCAUAUGCUAAUACCCAUUUACUGCAAUCAUUGGUGCACUGAGGUAUGUCCCAUGGUUACUGGCCAUGUAGCUUGGAAACAAGUUCUGUUGGAGGAGGGGAAGACAUCAGAGUGACUUUUAGUCACAUACUUAUCUUUGUAUUUUAUACUGGCCAAGUUAAUGUGAAAGUGAACAUUUGAAGGUUGUUGAA
Molecule: messenger RNA, 996 nt
Organism: Macadamia integrifolia
Lineage: Eukaryota; Viridiplantae; Streptophyta; Magnoliopsida; Proteales; Proteaceae
Product: protein LSM12 homolog
Exons: 5
Coding region: 209-751 (180 amino acids)
Source: RefSeq, a predicted model, not a curated record